Molecule: messenger RNA, 1888 nt
Organism: Eriocheir sinensis (Chinese mitten crab)
Lineage: Eukaryota; Metazoa; Arthropoda; Malacostraca; Decapoda; Varunidae
Product: cilia- and flagella-associated protein 251-like
Exons: 4
Coding region: 142-999 (285 amino acids)
Source: RefSeq, a predicted model, not a curated record
AGGGAGAGAGAGAGAGAGAGAAAGACUUGUAAGGGAGAGUAGAGGCAGGAAGGAGGGAUUGAGACAGGGCAGGAGGCGUGUACCAAGACAAGGCACUCUCCGGCGGGCAGUGGAGGGCGCCGGACGAAGAGAAGCACUAUAAUGAAACUCAGGCGACAGGGAGGGGCGCCGUCCGUGGUGGUGGUGCUGGUGGUGGUGUCUGUGGCGGCGUCCGUGGGGGUGGAGGGUCUGCCAAGCUUCUGGUGGGGCACGAGUGGAGAGACUUACGACGAUGUUCUUGAUCCUCUUGCCACUGGUAGCGGGAAGACUCUUGCGGCGCUGGACGAAGCGAACAUGUGGGCGGCUCCAGGGAAGGCCGCGGGCAGCAUGUGGACCCAACCCUAUGCCCCGGCCAGCGCGUGGGGCAAUUCAUACGAGUGGCCGGCAACCAACACCUACUGGCAGCCGACCUACAGGAUGGUACGCGAAGCCCCCGACGAUUUGAAGACUGACGAAGGCACUGAACCGGAGGAGGAGGGAAAAGAUUCAGCGGGGGAGAAAAAGGAGCAGAAAGAUAAGGAGGAUAACACGAGGGGUAGUGCCGCAUCGAAGUCAACGGUCGGGAAGGAUAAGCCAAGACCGAAGCGGAGCGUUCUCAAGCCUGAAGGAGACGGGAAAGGCAAGGACGCAGAGAGCAAGGCGGCGCAGGACAAGCAGGCAAAGAAAGGUAAGAAGGAAACGCCACAGGAGAAGAAGGAGAAGCAGGCGAAGGAAGACACGAAGAACCCUGCCGCUUGGGAGAAGAAGGAAGGAGCGACGGCGAAGAAGUACUACGGAGGGGGAGAGAAGUAUGACUAUGCGGCGAAGAAGAGCAAAGGAAGCAAGGGCGAUAGCGAGAGUAGUGGGAGCAGUGAAAGCAGUGGGAGCAGUGGGAGCAGUGAGAGCAGUGAAAGCAGUGGAAGCAGUGAAAGCAAGGAUAGUUCUGAGGAAAGCAAGGAGAAAAAGCAUGCCACGAAGUAAGGGGAAACAAAAGAGGAACGCAGGUGACGUCUUAACAGAGGAGAGAGUUGAGGAGGAGGAAGGAACGGUGCCGGGAGAGGACGGCGUGAGCGAAUGGGUGAUGGUGUGAGGAUGCUGAUGCUGAUGAUGAUGGUGCUGUUAGUGUCGAUAACGGGGUAACAUUAUGGUGGUUAGCGAAGGAGUCUGUCAAUGCUUCUCUUUCUCGCUUGUUCUUCUUUCGGGUAGUUUUAUUUUCUUUGUUUUUUCCUAAUUUUCUGUUUCAAAGUUUGUAUUCGUCUAGUUCUUUCUCUGUGUGUCGUUCUUGGUUAUUGAUAUUUCUUCUGUUCUCUGCCUCAGUCUGUCAAUGUUCUUCCUUAUUGUUCAUUCAUAUUUCGAGGAUUUUUUUCCUUUUUCUCAGUUUUUUAAUUUAAAGUUCGCAUUUCUCUGAUUUUCUCUCUUUGCCGUCUUUGUUUGUCUUUAUUCUCUCUCUCUCUCUCUCUCUCUCUCUCUCUCUCUCUCUCUCUCUCUCUCUCUCUCUCUCUCUCUCUCUCUCUCUCUCUCUCUCUCUCUCUCUCUCUCUCUCUCUCUCUCUCUCUAUCUAUCUAUCUAUCUACCUAUCUCUCGUCGUGUUUACUAAAAGAGCUAUGCAGUUUUCAGAGUGGUUUGGGCGACUCUUUCAGUAUAAGUUAACCGCAUCCAAUGUUAUCAAUAUCUGUGUUUUUAUUUUUCAGCUUCGAUGUGUCUGUCUGUCUCGUUUUAAGUGUACUAAGAUGGACUGCAGUUAUGUUUGUUUUAAUAUUAUUGUAAGCUGUAUUUUCUGGUUCUAAGGUAUUGUUCUGUUAACUUCAUAUAUUUGUACCUAUACUGUAUUUUGCAAGCUUUGGUCAAUAAAAAUAUCUAUCUAUCUGUC